This is a messenger RNA of Amoebophrya sp. A120, 413 nucleotides long. The record is from the annotation of a GenBank genome assembly. Lineage: Eukaryota; Dinophyceae; Syndiniales; Amoebophryaceae.
GAGCUCCUGCUGCAGGAGGAGACCUACAAGAAAGAACUUCUACGCAAGAACAUCUUCUUUACCAAACGGUGCACACGACAAAUGCCGAGGGCGAAGAGGUCGAUGAGUGGGACUUUUUGCUGCGAAAUGUCGUCAAGUUUGCAUACCUGACUUUUCAAACCGCGUAUUUACGACUGGCGGAGGCAGGGACGCCGUCGAGAGGAGGAUUUCCAACAGAAGACGGAUUGCUGAAAGCAGCUGGUGGAGCAACGGAUAGUAGUGCUGCGGCCGCAGGCCUAGGAGAACGACCAGACGAGCUGAUGCAACGUGGUGCCAGUCGUGGUGGGCUGGGCGAUCAUGGAGACACCGCGACGGCGGCCCUAAGAACAGGGCAGGAGGACAACUCGACAACAGAUGCAGGCACUGCAAGGAUG